Messenger RNA from Rhodotorula graminis WP1, 2441 nucleotides. RefSeq lists its product as uncharacterized. Bases 1 to 2403 code for a protein of 800 amino acids. Gene Ontology annotation, molecular function: zinc ion binding; DNA-binding transcription factor activity, RNA polymerase II-specific; transcription cis-regulatory region binding. Lineage: Eukaryota; Fungi; Basidiomycota; Microbotryomycetes; Sporidiobolales; Sporidiobolaceae. The transcript has 5 exons. The record is from RefSeq and is a predicted model, not a curated record. Gene Ontology annotation, biological process: regulation of DNA-templated transcription. Gene Ontology annotation, cellular component: nucleus.
AUGGCCACCACGCGCAGGCCAGCCGACGAGACGCCGCCAGUGCGCGCCAAGCGCCUCAGACGGUCAGCUGCCGCUCGCUGUGACGGGCCACCAGGACCCUGUCACCGCUGCGCCACGUCGGGCAUCGACUGCGUGUUCCCGCCGUCGACCGGGCCAGCACCCUCUCGCGCCUCGCCCGCAACCUCCCUCCCUCCUCCUCUCGCCCGCACGCCCGUCGCCGCACAGCCCGAAGCGAGCGGCUCGACCCCCAUCGCGACCGCUUCCUCCUCGUCCGUCACCUUCGACUCGUCCCAUGCCACCGACAUCUCGCAGCAGCUCGCCCUCGCCAACUCGCGCCUCGAGAUCCUCCAGGCGACGCUCGACUCGGUCCUGUCGCGGCAAGAUGAGGCGAGCCAGCACAGCUCGGACGCCGCGAGCGCGGCCCUGCAGGGCGGCUCGUUCCUGUCGAACGACGCGAGCGCCGCCGCCGACGAGACGAGCGCGAUGAGCGCCCUCAUGCUCGCCGAGGCGAGUGCGGCGAGCGUCCUCGCGUCGGCGAGCAUCGCGAGCGCGGCCAAGCGGCAGCGCGAGGGCGCGUCCAGCGCGCAGGAAUUGCUCAAGCCCGAUUGGAGCAUCGCCAUGCCCGACGUCCUCGAGCGCGGCAUCAUGACGCUCGACGAGUGCGAGGCCGAGUUCGACAUCUUCUUCACCCACAUCCAGCCCUGGGCAGCCCUCCUCUCGGUGGCCCUCGACCGUCAGCCGCUCGCCGUCCGGGCGCGCUCGCCCCUCCUGUUCCACGCCAUCCUCCUCCUCGCCCUGUACUACCGCCCUCGCACCCGCGCCAACCUCGCCCGGUACUGCGCCGUCUCGUCGCUCGUCGACGCCCUCCUGGCGCCCCAGAUCCUGUGCCCGCAAGCCAACGACCUGUCUGGCGGCGACUUUGUUCGCGCCGUCCACCUCCUCCUCAUGUACAAGCCGGUCCAGUACGCUCGCCUCGAGGCGUGUGGCGUCACCGACGCGAGCGCCGUCGAGUCGUCGUCGAAAAUGAACGUCGCAGCCUCCUGGAUGCUGAGGCUGCUCGUCUCUCGCGUGUCGACCUUCAUCGGCCUGCCCUCGAUCGCCGACAGCUUCGCUCAAGCCUUCGCCAACCAGCAGUUCGUCCCGAUCGCCGACACGCUCGUGUCGCAGGAGCGCCUGUACCUCGACUGCGUCUUUCGCGAGCUCACGGGCGCCCUCCAGUCAGGCAAGAGCGCAAACUUCACGCCUCAAGCAGCCUGUCGCACGACCCGCCUCUUUGCGCACCUCGCCCGGCAGCCGUCCGACGUGCGCCUCGCCGCGAGUGUCGAGCUCGUCGCUGCGGCGGCCGAGGCGCUCGCCAUCUCGGGCGUCCCGUCGAGCGACACACUGCGCCAGUUCGACGUCGAGCUCGCCAACUGGACGUCGUACUGGCGUCCGAGGUUGACGCCGGCGACGGCGCCGGACGACGCCGUGCGCUGGUCCGUGUUCGUGCCCUACGCCGGCUUCACCCGCCUCGUCGUGCGCGGCUUCCUCCUGCCGACGUGGCGCGCCAAGCGCGAGGCGGCGAAUCUGGCGGCGAGCGCGAGCGGCGCAGCAGGCGCCGUCACGCUCGGCGACGAGGAGCACGAGCACAUCGCGCACGUCGUCGCGGUCGCCGAGGAGAUGCUCCUCGCCAUGACGGUCGAGGGCAGGAGCCUGAGGGAGGGCGUUCCCGGUGCGAGGGUCGAGUGGGACAGCCUCGUCCAGCAGCUCGUGCCGGACCCGGCCAUGUGCGAGCUGUGCAGGUGGGCGACAGAUUCUUUGACUUGCGUCAUGUUCGCCUACCCGCUCAUCAUGCUCAACCAGCUCGCCGAGGAGGGCCUCGUCUUUGGCGACCUGUCCGUCCUCGCGUCGGGCUCGUCGCCGAGCCAGCCCAAGCCCAUGUCGGCCGACGACAAGCUGAGCCGGCUCCUCGCCCUCGGCGCCGAGCUCCUCGAGGCCGUCGCGCCCAACCCGGUCCACCCGGCGCGCGGCCAGGCGGCGUUCCUGCGCAAGGUCCGCCAAGCGCGCAUCGCGCCGUCGAGCGAGGACCCGACGCCCCAGAUGUCGCCUCGACGUCGCGCAUCGGCAAGUGCAGCCGGCGCAGAACACCCGCACCUCUCGACGGCGACGCACGACUCGCUCGCACCCUCGACCGCCUUCCUCCCUUACGCCUCGACUGCCGCCGUCGACUCGCUCGCCAUGGCGUACCAGCCGACGCCGCUCAACUCUCCGCCCUUUCCCGCCACGACGCCGCUCACGGGCAUGAGCGGCGUGCCGCUCAACCUCGACGCGCUGCCCGGGCUGUUGGCGGGCGACGGGUGGACAGGCGGAGCGGUCGGGGCGGGCGUGUUUGACGACCCGCUGGUCGGGUGGAGCAUGUUGUAGAGGGUCGUUCGGCGUGCAACGAUGGCGCGCUCGACGAC